UCUGUUGACUUUCUUUGUUGGCGUUGGCUCGCGUCGCGGGUGUGUGGUCGUUUAUUAUAUUAUACGAAUGUUUAAAUCGCGUAUUGAAUCUAGGCGUGCGAAAUAAAUUAUAGUGCGUGUGAGUUAAAAUGUGAAACGCCGUAAAGCAUCGACUGUGUGAGUGUGAUUGUGUGAGUGUGCAUGCAGUAUAAUAUGCCAAUUUUGGCAAAAAGGCCAAUAGGAGCGAGCGAAAAGCAAAAGGCCAGCUGUUUUAAGAUUUAUUUGUUUAAGUGCAAAGUAUUAUUAGUGCGUGAAACUGACUAGACAGCACUAGACAUAAUAAUAAAUGUGCGCAGCAGCAACAAGCGCGCCAGCAUCCGAGUUGGUGGUGGAUCUAGAGUCCUGUGCGCUGCUUACUUGUGAGCCCGUCGAUCCGAACGCCGGCACUAGCAGGACACGCGCUAAACAACGCAUCAGCUUGGGCUCAAAACGACGCAACCGUAUGUCCCGACGUGCGAAUCUAAUUGGCAUCUGUGGCGUGAGCAGUUUGUGCAUACUGCUGCUGAUUGCCACCACACAGCAUCGUCCACUAACUGCCGGAGGCAACCCAGGCGCUGCAUUGAACAGCAAUCAGGCCGCCGCCUACGGCAUCGAUGGUGGUCUCUCCAAUGGCCUGCAACGCAAUGGUGGCGGCGGCGGCGGCCUGUACGAUCGGCUUCAGCAGCAGCCGUCACAAACUGCCGCUGCCAUCUACAAUCUGACAGCAACAAUAGCGGAUGUCCUGGCAGCGCAACGGUCAAAGAUACUUGCCGAAAUGGAAAACUUUGAGUAUCCGCGUGGCGGCGCUGAAAAAUUGGCAGACAUGACGCCCGAAACGGACGGCACGCCUGUCCGCAGCAUUGUGGUGACCACUUGGCGCUCUGGCUCCACAUUUCUCGGCGAUAUUCUGAACGCUAUACCCGGCAACUACUAUCACUAUGAGCCACUCCUAGACUUUGGCAUACGCCAAGUACGCGCCGACGAGGACAAAGAAUUGGCCGUUGAAAAUUUGAAAACACUGCUCAAUUGUGAAUAUGCUGACAUGACCGAAUAUCUGGAAUUUGGUAAAACGCACACAUAUCUAUUCGAACAUAACGAGCGAUUGUGGAGCGUUUGUCGUGAAUUUCCGCGAUUCUGUUGGCGAGCCAGCUUCCUAACGCCCUUCUGCAAGCUCUUUCCCAUUCAGAGCAUGAAAACAGUGCGACUACGUUUGGAGCAGGCCGAGAAGCUGCUGGAUGAUCCAAGCCUUAAUGUGCGAAUUGUGCUCCUGGUGCGUGAUCCUAGAGGGACAAUGCAGUCGCGCCGCCAUCGGGUGUGGUGUGCGGGUAACGAGGACUGCGAAAAUCCGAAAUUGGUCUGCAAGGAUCUGGUUGAUGACUACAGGACAGCAGAGAAGUUGCUCAAGAGCUAUCCUUCGCGUUUCCGAACGCUACGCUAUGAGGACCUAUCCCUGAAUCCCUACGAUGUCACGCAAGAGGUUUUACAGUUUUACGGCUUACCCUUCGAUCCAGCUGUCGAGGAGUUUCUGGACACACACACCAAAGUGAAUAUAGGCGGUGUUAGCUCAACAUAUCGCGACUCUCGCAUGGCACCCUUCCACUGGAAGCAGGAUCUCAAAGUGGAUGAGAUCAUGCAGAUACAGGAUGUGUGCGGUGAAGCCAUGGAUUUGUGGGGCUAUCGCCGCAUCGCCAACUUCAGCAUCUUUGCCAGCACGCAACAAAAUUUCGACCCCAUAGUGCUGCCGCCGCCGUUUACGUAAGGCCCGCAUCUGAAUCUCUGCGCAGUCUUUCAACAUAACUAAUUCUUCUACUUGGUACAUUUUGUUGUGAUAUCGUCGGGAAAUGCGAAAAAACAGAUUUAGAGAACUAAAGCGCAUUACGAAAAUGUUGUUUUUAGAAAUUUAGCGACACACACACACACAGAAACACACUUCACUGAGCAAUAGUUAUAUGCUAUAUAAUGAUAUUAUGCAUACAAACUAUAUGCGAUAAUUGUAUAAUUUUAGUGAUUGGCGAAUUUUGUGUAGCAUUAAAAUCAAAUAUCGAAUAUCAUAUUUGUAUUUAGGCCACCUAGCAUCUAAGCUCUAUUAUCUCAAUCCUAAUUAUUGUUACGUUUCGGUUCUUCAGUUUGUCGCGCAACGAAAGCAAAUUUCAAAAGAAACAAAGAAUCAGAAUAUAUUGUACAUUUUUAAGCUAAAAGUAUAGAAGAAAGAAACACAGACACACAUUACACACACAAACAUACAUACAGUGAAACAUUUAGACUAAGCUGCUAAGUACGGGCGAGUUUUGUAAUUUUUGCAAACUUUUUGCUACAAAUUAACAAUCUUAGAAAAUCGAAUGCAACUCUCCAGAACGCAUAGAAAACCCAGUGAUUAAUUAUUUAGUAAAACAAACAAAACGUAUCAGCCGUAAUUUAAAUACAUAUUUAGAUAAAUGCAUGAAUUAAAAAAAAGCAAUUGUAUACAAGAAAUAACAACAAAUAACAUUUGGUAGCUAUUGUGCAAUAAAAACAAAUGAAAUCUGCAAAAUACAACGACCCAAAACCCAGAUUCUCCUCUCCUAAGCAUUAAGGUUUUAGAUAUGGCCGUAGCCCUAAUUAUUUUAAAAGCAAUUCAAAUGAAAAAUCUGAUAAACGGGAAUGAUAUUCCCAUUAUGAAUUAUGGUUAUUUAGUUGUAAUUUUAAACCAUUGUACUAUAAUUAUAUGUUUUCGUCUCAUUGUUAUACUUAAGCUGAAUCCGCGUCGAAAGCAAACCAGCAAAGCAGGGUCGUGAAACUGAAACUUAAUAAUGGCUAAAUUUAAUUAAAUUAAAUAAAGUAAAACAAACAAA
Messenger RNA from Scaptodrosophila lebanonensis, 2849 nucleotides. RefSeq names its product carbohydrate sulfotransferase 4. The transcript is spliced from 4 exons. The record is from RefSeq and is a predicted model, not a curated record. Bases 326 to 1777 code for a protein of 483 amino acids. Lineage: Eukaryota; Metazoa; Arthropoda; Insecta; Diptera; Drosophilidae. Gene Ontology annotation, molecular function: N-acetylglucosamine 6-O-sulfotransferase activity. Gene Ontology annotation, biological process: sulfur compound metabolic process; N-acetylglucosamine metabolic process.